Messenger RNA from Podarcis muralis (Common wall lizard), 993 nucleotides. NCBI's taxonomy places the organism in Eukaryota, Metazoa, Chordata, Lepidosauria, Squamata, Lacertidae. The record is from RefSeq and is a predicted model, not a curated record.
AUGGAAAGAAUUAUUGCUGUAAUAUGCACUCUUGUAGAACAAGGCUUACCAUUCAGAGGAGACAAUGAACACUUUGGAUCUCCAAAUAAUGGCAAUUAUCUCGGUCUUUUAGAACUAGUGGCAAAAUUUGAUCCAUUUUUACUUGCUCAUAUCAAUCGUUAUGGACAUUCUGGAUCAGACAAUCCCUCUUCUUUCAUGGCUGAUUUUGUGUUCAACUAUUUCACUAUUGAGCUUGAAAUAGACUUUAGAAAAUGCCAUGGGCAGUCUUAUGACAACACUGCCAACAUGGCUGGAAAGUACAAUGGUAUGCAGCAAAAAAUCAUCGAAAAAAACCAAUUUGCAAAAUUUAUUCCUUGCGCAGGUCACUCUUUAAAUCUGGUGGGCCGUUCAGUUGUGGAUUGCUGCCUUGAUGCAGUGAACAGUUUUGACAUUGUCAAUGAAAUUUAUAGCUUCUUUUCAUCCUCCACAAAGAGAUGGGCAGUUCUAAAAUCAUUUUUGCCACCUCGUUCUAAAGUGCCUAAAUAUUUGUCAGACACCAGGUGGAACACACACACAAAAGCCACAGAAGCUGUUUUGGAAAGUUACAGUGAUAUCACUGAUGCCCUCAGUCAUUUGUACUCUGAUGUUAAUGGGAAGGGGGAGACCAGGCUCCAAGCUAACAAUCUUUUGCAGAAAACGGAAGAACUGGAAUCUGUGUUUAUGCUGCCUUUUUGGACCGCAUCUAAGCAAGAAAUUAAGCAAGGUGUUGAACUGUUGAUGAAAGCAUACUCAGAAGAUACUGACCUGAAACGUCUUGAUGAACUUUUGCACUUUCACCUCUUUAUGGUCACUAACUGCUCAGGAGAGAGGAGUUUUUCAAGACUCAAAAGAAUUAAAAAUGAACUAAGGGCCACAAUGUUUCAAGAGAGGUUGUCCGCACUGAGCAUUAUGUACACUGAAAGUGACAAACUUAGACAAACAAAUUUUGAUGAAGUUUUGGAGGAGAAAUUGUGA